Molecule: messenger RNA, 850 nt
Organism: Syzygium oleosum
Lineage: Eukaryota; Viridiplantae; Streptophyta; Magnoliopsida; Myrtales; Myrtaceae
Exons: 3
Coding region: 141-566 (141 amino acids)
Biological process (GO): endoplasmic reticulum to Golgi vesicle-mediated transport
Cellular component (GO): TRAPP complex
Source: RefSeq, a predicted model, not a curated record
CACCACUCCUCCCCCAGUCUGCCACGGUAAGCGAGUGAAAGAAGGAAGGAAAGGAAGAAGCGAAAGCUGUAUCGGAACCCGCUCGUCUCGCUCCGAACCUCGCGGCGAGAUCCUCCGAUCGCCGCCGCCGUCCUCCUCCGAUGGCCGCCGUAUACAGCCUCUUCAUCAUCAACAAAUCCGGAGGCUUAAUCUUCUACAAGGAUUACGGAUCUGCGGGGAGGAUGGACACGAACGACAGCCUGAGGGUGGCGAGCCUGUGGCACUCGAUGCACGCCAUCUCCCAGCAGCUCUCCCCGACCGUCGGAUGCUCCGGGAUCGAGCUCCUCGAGGCCGACACCUUCGAUCUCCACUGCUUCCAGUCCCUUACUGGGACGAAGUUUUUUGUCGUCUGUGAGCCUGGGACUCAGCAUAUGGAGGCUCUGUUGAAAGUCAUCUACGAGCUGUACACGGACUAUGUUCUGAAGAAUCCCUUUUACGAGAUGGAGAUGCCAAUUCGGUGCGAGCUCUUUGAUCUCAACCUGUCACAGGCAGUGCAGAAAGAUCGCGUGGCAUUGUUGGGAAGAUAGUGCGCUUAGUUUUCCCUUUUCUGGCAGAAAAAAGAUAGCGUGCUUAGUUCAUAGUUGAUCUCUUUCUUCUUGAAUGAAAUUAUAUCUGAAGCAUUGUGGUUGUGGUUAGCUUGAUGAGAAGCAUGUGCUCGGCUUAGCAAGAAAUCUUUCUAACUAAUUACGUCGGCGAGGACGGGUAACGAUUUUCCUUGUUGAGAGACUCGAGACGAGGCCAAACGUGAGCAUUGUAAAUUGUUGGCUUUUUGCAAAAGCUUGCAUUUUAAUUGAAGUUUUUCACCUGUAAA